AUGAAGGUAUUGGUCAUCGGAUCGGGAGGUCGGGAGCACGCUCUGUGCUGGAAGCUGCGCCAAAGCCCGCUUCUAGAAGAACUCUACUGCGCGCCCGGCAAUCCGGGGAUUGCCCAGGUGGCCGACAUCGUGCCGAUCGCUGCCGACGAAGUUCACCAACUGGCUGACUUUGCCCGCGACAUGGGCAUUGGUCUCACCGUGGUCGGCCCCGAGCUGCCGCUGACUCUGGGCAUCGUCGACGAGUUCGUCAGUCGGGGCCUGGCGAUCUUUGGGCCGCGCAAGUUAGCCGCCGAGCUCGAGGGUAGCAAGGUCUUCGCCAAAGAGUUCAUGCGCCGGCACGGCAUCCCGACGGCGGAUUUCGAGAUCACUCACGACGCCGACAGCACCCGCCGAGCGGCGCGCAAGCUUGGCUUCCCGGUGGUGCUCAAGGCCGACGGGCUGGCCGCUGGCAAAGGCGUGCUGAUCCCCAAGAACAAGAAAGAACUCGAGCAGUGCCUGGUCACCUUCUUUGACGACCGCCGCUUCGGCGCCGCUGGCGAGCGGGUGGUGGUCGAACGCUUCUUGCCCGGUGAGGAGCUUUCGUUCAUCGCCAUCUGCGACGGCGAGCGGGUGCUGCCACUGGCCACCAGCAAGGACUACAAGCGCGUCGGCGAGGACGACCAAGGCCCCAACACCGGUGGCAUGGGCGCCCACAGCCCGGCCGGAGUGAUCGGGCACGACGCCGCUAGCAAGAUCCUCGAUCAGGUCAUGCGCCCAGUGGUCGCCGGCAUGGCCGACGAGAACCGCCCGUUCACCGGCUUCUUGUACGCCGGCCUGAUGCUGACCGGCGAGGGCCCGCUGGUGCUGGAGUUCAAUGUUCGGCUCGGCGAUCCCGAGGCCCAACCACUGCUGAUGCGGCUCGAUGACGAUCUGCUGCCAGUGCUGGCCCAAGCCGCUGCCGGCCGCUUCGAGACCCCGCGCCUGCACUUUCGCAAAGAGGCGGCAGCUUGCGUGGUGCUGGCCAGCCAGGACUAUCCGGGCAAGCCGGUCAAGGGCGAGCCGAUCACCGGCCUGGCAGAGGCCGAGGCGCAAGAUGCGGUCGAGGUAUUCCACGCCGGCACCACCGCCAAAGACGGCGUCUUGGUCACCCAUGGUGGCCGAGUGCUGAACGUCUGUGCCACCGGCUCGAACCUACGCGGCGCCCUACGGCGGGCCUACACCGCGGUACACGAGAUCCGCUGGCCGAGUAAGAUGCUGCGCCGAGACAUCGGCCGGCGGGUGCUGAAAUCCCUCGGCACCGGCGGUUGA
Nerophis lumbriciformis (worm pipefish) is the source of this 1287-nucleotide messenger RNA. The record is from RefSeq and is a predicted model, not a curated record. NCBI's taxonomy places the organism in Eukaryota, Metazoa, Chordata, Actinopteri, Syngnathiformes, Syngnathidae.